AUGGAUCCCGUCAGCGCAGUCUCGACCGCGACGUCUGUUGUCACAUUUAUCGACUUCACUGUCAAAGUUGUACUCCUUGGCCACAAAAUUCACGAGGAAGGUACCACCAUCGGCGUGUCAGAGAUCGAGCAUCGAGCGCAGGAACUCAAAUCCUGGGUCAAUGGCUUGCGUGCACCAAUCACCGGUCGCAAGGACUCACUCAAGGAUGAAUAUGAGGCCCUCGACCGCAUCAUUGCAGGUUGCUCUGAAGUUGGGACAGAAAUCAUCAGAUAUCUUGAGGACCUCAUCCCAAAGGCGAAAAAGAUAUCUGCAUGGAAAAGUUUCCACAUUGCGCUUCGGACUAUCUUGAAGAAAGAGGAAAUCGAAGGGCUUGUUAAAAAGCUUAAAGGCUACCAGCAGGAUCUCUCGUUGCGCCUCCUUGCCCUACUCAACGCGAAGACGGAUGUACACUCGUCAGAAGUGACUCAGCGCCUUGACAGUCUGGAGACGGCAAGUAAGCGCAUUGUGCAGAUUUUGACGUUCACACAGAGUUCUUCGGGAUUAUCGGCGUCGCCUCGAGAUCUCACAAGAAAUGCCGGAAACAAAAGCGAACAUACUAGAAGGGAGAAAGUGCUCCGCGUCAUUCUGGGGCUCGAAGACGGCACCACAUUUUCAGUCGCCGACCAAGACUUCGCACUUGCCGGCCAAGAAGACUCGGCCCCUGGCAACUUGAUCGAACGUGUGAUCACGUUCAGAGACCAAUCUAACACACAUCCCCGGGAAACGGUCUUCAACGAGCGAUUCUCGCCGCUUGCGACAAAAGUUUUGGCCGCGCUGCAUUAUCGUGGGCUGCAAAGCAGAUUCAGCGAUACAGCGAUAGCCCAUCAUGACACGUACGAAUGGAUCUUCAAAGCUCCCAAGCAAGACCUUCGCUGGUCCGACUUCGCGGAAUGGCUCCGUAGCGGACACAGUUUGUACUGGAUCUCAGGAAAGGCUGGGAGCGGAAAGUCUACCCUAAUGAAGUACAUCUGCUCAGACCCUAAAACCACUGAUCUUCUCGACUCAUGGAGUGGUGGCUCUACGUUGCUACAGGCUAGGUUCUUCUUCUGGGCGGCCGGACAUACCCUGCAAUCAUCGCAAGAAGGUUUAUUACGAGGGCUGCUGCAUACGCUCCUUACGCAAUGUCCACGGCUCAUACCAUCCGUCUUCCCUGAGAUCUGCACAGAGAUUGUUGCAGGACGUGAGCUGGAACUCUCCUGGGCGCUUCCAGAGCUUAUAGGAGCUCUUCAUCUGCUUGUCGAAAACUCCAAAGGCCUCAGAAUCUGCCUCUUCGUUGAUGGACUGGAUGAGUACGCUGGAUAUCACGGUGAUCUUAUCCGUGUUUUCGAAACACUGUCUUCAUACGAUAACGUGAAGCUGGUGCUGUCUAGCCGACCCCUGAUGGAGUUUACUGACGCUUUUCACAACAUGCCUCAGCUUCGGUUACAAGACCUGACGUAUCAGGACAUGAUGAAAUUUGUUUCUGAUAGGCUGGAUCACUCCCGAGGCUUAAGAGAAAUGGAAGAAUUGGAUCCAGAGCUUCGCUCAACCUUGGUGCGCGGCCUAUGCGACAAAUCAGACGGCGUUUUUCUCUGGGUGGUGUUAGCGCUUCGUUCAAUCCUAGACGGACUACAAAAUGGUGAAACAGCAUCUACGUUGCAACGCAAGCUUGACUCGCUCCCCUCGGACCUCUACGAAAUCUAUAAGCGCAUGUUCAAAUCGCUAGACCCAGCAACGCAAAAGAGUACGGCUCGGAUGAUUCUCAUAAUGCUGAGAAGCGAGGAAGUGCCAUAUUGCGAGCCGAUAAGCCUUCUCCAGCUAGCUUUAGCCGACAGUGAGGACACUACUGCUGAAAAGGCGGUUACCGAGGAAGUGCGGACCAUGCCGCCAGACAAGCGAAGAUCGCUGUGCUUGUGGAUGAAGCGAAGGAUCGAUGGCCAUACGAAAGGCUUGCUUGAAGUCACAGACCAAGACAAUAUCGUUGAGCGAGGCUCGUCUUCUAAUGACGCGUGGGUCGGGUUCUACCACAAGACUGCUAUUGACUUCUUCCGCUCUGAUGAGACAUGGGACCUACUGAAGACCCAAGCUGGCUCUGACUUCAACGUCGACCUUACUCUGCUCGUUUCAAGUCUUCUCGAGAUGAAGGCAUUGCCUUCGGAAUCUGCAAUUGUAGCAGAAACCAACCGUUCUGUUGCGAACUUGCGGCAAGGACUUAUGUUUGCCAGCUUUCUGGAAGAACGUAACCUUCGUCCAUACACGGCGUUACUAGACGAUAUGGAAAAGACUAUUAGGCGUCACUGGAAGAAGGCGAUGAUGUUCAAAAAGCGAGUGUUAGAUGCCGAAUGGACCGCAACGAGAGACAUGACUUUCGAACGAUUCGCCAAACAACAGGCCAAUACAAUGAUACCCGCCUAUUAUGUUGAACGGCCGCAUCCUUCCUUCUGCAGUCUUGCCAUGGGAUACGGCUGUUAUCUUUAUGUUGCCGACAAAGCUUCGUGGGAAGAAUCCGUCACAGCCCAACAACGAACUUCGUUGACCCUUGAACUCAUACGGUACUACAUGGAAAGAGAACUUCCACUGGACGGCCCAUCAGGUACGAAAGCGGUUACUGCGAUUGUCCAAAUUCUUGCUAUGGAUGCAGAAACCGUUCCUCACAUGGAUCUACACGAUUGCUGGAAUUUAUUCGCCAAUUACCUAUCUUCCGCGGACCAAAAAGGAUUGCGGUCUGACAAUGCGAGCACCAUGGAUCUGUGCCUCGCCUUCCUCAAUGAUCGCGAACUCCGACAACAUCCUGAAAUGACUGCUUCGGGUGUCCGAUGUUUGCUCCGAGAAUUCCAAUCUAGAGUCAUAACCGCAAAUUCAUCCGGCGCAAAGAGCGAUAGCACACAGCAAGAUCUAGACGAGUUCAACACGAAGUACGACGAGGCUCAGGCUAUACUCUCAACGGAAUGGAGAAAGGAGAACAGCGAAUCUCGGAAGUGGCCUGGGCUCACGUUCAUUCUCCUCAUAAUCCUCUUGUCGUUGCUUUUCCUAAGUUACAACCUAUUAUUCGGUUCGCUCGGUGGCCCAGAUACAAUGCGAGACCUCUAG
Alternaria ethzedia is the source of this 3108-nucleotide messenger RNA. RefSeq lists its product as uncharacterized. The transcript is spliced from 2 exons. Lineage: Eukaryota; Fungi; Ascomycota; Dothideomycetes; Pleosporales; Pleosporaceae. The coding region runs from base 1 to 3108 and encodes 1035 amino acids. The record is from RefSeq and is a predicted model, not a curated record.